Messenger RNA from Zea mays, 598 nucleotides. RefSeq names its product phytoene dehydrogenase-like. The record is from RefSeq and is marked provisional. NCBI's taxonomy places the organism in Eukaryota, Viridiplantae, Streptophyta, Magnoliopsida, Poales, Poaceae.
AAGACGGCAGGCGAGCUCCAGGUUCAGUUGUUCGGAGGAAGCCCAGCGCCGGCGAUGGCGAGUGUAAACCCCGCGGUGGCGGAGGCAGAGGCGGAGGCGGUGGGGCGGCGGGACGAGCUGUCGGAGUCGCUGGCUGAGCUCUUCACCAACGUCUCCCUCAUGGUCCGCGGCGAGCUCCAGGGGACUAACAAUCAGCUUGCUCUGCUUGAGAAGAUGAAUGAUCGCGUAUCACAGGAAUACAGCAACUACGGUGACAUCGCCGCUGGUCUGCGAGUAUUUGUAGAGCAGCUGAAUGAGAAAAACCGAGGCUUCGAGGAUUACGUGUCGCAGAUUGAUGCGAUAGAUCAACAGGUGACUGAGUUUGAGGCAGUGGUGUCCAUGCUCGACAAGCAUGUUGCCCUCUUGGAAAAGAAAGUAAAAUCGGCCUAUCACAUUUCUACUACCCAAUGAUUUCCAUCCAUAUGCCACAAUGCAGAUUCUUUUGCCAACACUUGAGCUUAUCCGGGAAACAUAUUAUUAUAUAUUCUGGCUGAGGAAACAACGCUGUAGCUGUAGCUGUAGGUGUUCCCACCGUUGAAAUGAUGCAAUCAGAUUCCAA